This is a messenger RNA of Beta vulgaris subsp. vulgaris (sugar beet), 1632 nucleotides long. RefSeq lists its product as hypothetical. The coding region runs from base 140 to 1522 and encodes 460 amino acids. NCBI's taxonomy places the organism in Eukaryota, Viridiplantae, Streptophyta, Magnoliopsida, Caryophyllales, Amaranthaceae. The transcript is spliced from 3 exons. The record is from RefSeq and is a predicted model, not a curated record.
CACCUCUAGGUACGUAGGCAUAGGCAAGUCUAGAUUUUAACUAGUUGUUGUUGCAUCAACUAGAAGGGAUACACACCUAUAUAACUAACUUGAGUACUGUUGAUCCUCUUAUCUAUACUCUCCCUAACUAAAUACUAAUAUGAAGACCAAUAAUAGUGUUGUUUUUUCACUUCGAAAUCAACCAUCACAUGAUCACUCUUCCCAUGAAUUUGAAGGAGUAUCAAUUGAUGAGCAAUCUCACAUCCCUUUACUCUUACAAAAGCCUUGUGCAAGAUCCAAAUCAUCGAUAUACGAUGAGCUUCGACACUUUCGAAUAAGCCUCAAAUGGUGUGCCCUUGAUCACACAACUUCCCUAGGGAAAACUAUAUCAUAUCUCACCUUCUUUAUCCUAGCCAUAAUCAUCCCUAUCAUAACCUCAAUCUCCAUUAAAAUCCCAUCUUCUUCUCAUUCUAAGAACCCCCUUUCAUUCAACAAACUAGUCCAACUCCCUGAAUCGAGCUUAGCCUUUAUCGGAUUCUUCACAUUAUGUCAAUUUUUCAAAGAAUACGGCCUUAGGAAGCUCUUGUUUCUUGAUGGUCUUAAUGAUGAUUCAUUAGAUGUUCAACUUGGUUAUAAGUGUGAGCUAGAUAAAGCUUUUAAGAACCUAGCUUACAUUUUACUCCCCUCUUUUAUUGUCGAAUUUGCGCACAAAAUUUUCUUCUUCUCAACCAUUGUUGUGUCAUUUCCUGUUGUUGGUGUAAGCAUUGUACCAAUGAAUUCGAUCAUGUUUAUAUCGGGUAUGAUAUCGUGGGUGUACAGAACAGGCGUGUUUUUGCUUGUUUGUGUUCUGUUUCAGUUAACCUGUGAGCUCCAAAUACUUCGGCUCGAGGCCGUAAGGCAUAUGUUCGAGGGGUUUGGGUCUGAACCUAGUGCUUUCUUUAGGGAGCAUCGAAGAAUCAGGGAUCAACUCUAUGUUACUAGCCACAGGUUUCGGUUCUUCAUUGCUGGGUGUCUUGUAACCAUCACAGUUAGUCAAUUGGGUGCUCUUUUGUUGGUUUUGGCCUCUAAAUCUGACAAGAAUUUCUUUAAUUCUGGUGAUAUUGUGGUAUGUUCAGCAGUGCAAUUGAGUGGAUUCUUCUUAUGUUUAACGGGGGCAGCAAGAAUAACUCAUAGAGCUCAACAAAUUGUGUCAGUUGCUACAAGGUGGCACAUGCAUAUGACUAGUUGCUGCGAUGAUGGACUAGAUCAUCGCAGCAAAGGUGAAACACCAGCAAUAGAUGCAUCAUCUCCAGCACCCGACUCUGCCGGCGACAUGGCCGAUGACAAAGAUCAAUCCUCAUCGCCAGAUGUUGCUGUGAAAAUCUUGCAGCAGGAACCUCAUGCCUUUCAAACUAGACAAGCUUUAGUAACAUACUUGCAGCACAACAAUGGUGGAAUUACAGUGUUCGGAUUCGCGCUCGACCGUGGAUUGCUUCAAACGUUAUUCGCAUUUGAGUUGUCACUGGUGUUGUGGAUUUUGAGCAAGGUGAUUGUACUAUCUUGAACGAUACAAACUAUUCAGUGAGAAAUUUCUCAAGUUUCUCCUCGUGUACGAAGACAUUAGUCCAGCAUUUUGUUCUUGUAUAUAUAAUAUACUUCUAUAGUUCCAUGUAA